AUGUUGGAGAAACUGUACAACGUGCCAACUCGCGUGGUGGAGCGUCAGCGCAGCCCCACGUCGCACCCGCAGGCGCAUUUUAUCAAUCUGCGGACAAUGGAAGUUCUCUACGCCGCAAUGCCUGAAUUUCACGACCGGUUGCUAGACCAGGCAGCGCCAAGCGUGUUUUGGCGUGACUACAUUUACUGCACAGGAGUAGGUAAAUCCCGCGAAAUCGCACGUAUUGACCAGUUCGGUCCAUGUAUCCCACGCGAUACGGUCGACCAGGCAAUGACUAACGGUGACAGUUUACGGAAGUCACUAGCGAAAUUAUCACCGACGCAGUUCCUGCACUUCCCGCAAAACCGCUUUGAAACACUGCUUGAUGAAUUCCUGGCUGACAACAAUGUCCGUGUCGAACGUGGCGUUGAGCUUGAAAGCUUAAUGCUACCAGCUGACAGUUCAGCGACACCAGAAGUGACGCUGCGCCACUUAGAUACCAACACGCUCGAGCAAGAUUCAUACGAUUACGUUGUGGGAGCGGAUGGUGCGCACAGUCUGGUUCGCGAUCUCUGCGGCAUUAACAUGGCAGGAACACGCAACAUUCAAAGCAUUGCCAACGUUCACUUCACGAGCAAGGUCUUGUCGGAAGCCGCACGUGAGAACCCAGCCAUGCUGUACUUUGUGUUCAACAAGGAAGUGGUCGGUAUUCUAAUCGCCCACGACUUCAACCAAGGCGAAUGGGUCUUCCAGAUCCCCUUCUUUCCUCCUCAAGAGUCAAUUCCUUGGGACUUCUCAACUGCCCAAUGCAAGGACAUCGUGCGUCAUAUCCUGCCCAAAAACGUCAAAGUAAGCGACGACGACAUCAACAUCCUAUCAGCAGGGCAAUGGAGAAUGGGGGCUCGUGUAGCAAAGCAGUACGACGCUGGCAACCAGCGCGUAUUCCUCGUAGGUGAUGCAGCACACCAGUUUCCCCCUGCAGGAGGCUUUGGCAUGAACACGGGACUGCAAGAUGCACACAAUCUGGUCUGGAAACUCACUAUGACGAUUCAGGCGAACGCCGACAACUUGCCUGCUGACGGUAUUAACACUGAAGCACUACUGAAGUCUUACGGCCGUGAACGUCAACUUAUCGCGAAGACGAACACUCAGUUCAGUCUGAGUAAUGUGGCUCGAACGAUGAAGAUUCCACGCGCGCUUAACGUAUCCCACGACAACGCACAGACGCUGGCGAAGGUCGUUAACUCCGCGCCGAUGCAACUUCUCCCGCUACGUGCUCAGCGUGAAAUUGCGCAGCGCAUCAUGCGAGUUGGAAAGAUGCCGCUGGGCCUGCUGGACGAAGCCGAGGAAGCUGGUGGCGCGGGUAGUUCACUGGGCAAUCACAUGCGCUCAAGUGUAAAAGAUAUCGUGACACGUCGUAAGACGCUGGGUAUGUUGUUUUACCACUUCGACAUUGGAUUCUCAUACGACGCGGCUUCAUGGGCGAACCGUGCAAAGAAACUUAUGGAAGAUUCGGCACUGGACAAGUCUGUGGAGUUCCGAACUGAAGUUAGCGAUGACGAUAGCAUCAUAUACGCUCCAAAGUUCCGUGUAGAGUGGAGAGUCUGA
This is a messenger RNA of Phytophthora infestans T30-4, 1587 nucleotides long. Its product is annotated as polyketide hydroxylase, putative. The record is from RefSeq and is a predicted model, not a curated record. Bases 1 to 1587 code for a protein of 528 amino acids. Gene Ontology annotation, molecular function: FAD binding. NCBI's taxonomy places the organism in Eukaryota, Oomycota, Peronosporomycetes, Peronosporales, Peronosporaceae. The transcript has 5 exons.